GGGAAGGUUUUCUGCCUCCACUAGUAGAUGCACAGACAAGUUCUCAGCGAGAGGGAACUGUCUUUUGUUAGCCUGCUUGGGAGAGUCCAAGAAAGACAGAGCCGCAUCCAUGAACUAGAACACUUUUUGGAAAAUGAUCAUCUGUGCGAAUAAAAUGGAGUACCCCCUCAGAAGCCAGGGCCAGCGAGUUCAAAAACAGACAAACCUGCAGGCUGGCACGCGGCUACAGGAAACCUUUUUUUCCCUUCCCCAACCAACUGUGAUGGUGAACACAGAGAAGGAGCGGGCCUCCCUGCUGUUCAUGCAGGCUCUGAUCAGCAGGGGCAGCGUGGACACCGUGUCCCACCACAUGGCCUCGCACCCGCAGUACCUGGAGAGCUUCCUGCGCUCGCAGCACUACAUCCUGCACAUGGACGGCCCGCUGCCGCUGCCCUGCCGCCACUACAUCGCCAUCAUGGCGGCAGCGCGGCACCACUGCAGCUACCUGGUGUCCCUGCACUCGGCCCACUUCCUCCGGGUGGGCGGGGACCCGGUCUGGCUACAGGGCCUCGAGGCGGCGCCUCCCAAACUCCGACUGCUGGACCACAUCAACAAGGUGCUGGCCCACCAGCCCUGGCUCGUCGCCUGCUCCCACAUCCAGACCCUGCUGAAGACGGGCGAGCAGUGCUGGUCCCUGGCCGAGCUGGUGCAGGCCGUGGUGCUGCUGGCCCACUGCCACUCCCUCUGCAGCUUCGUGUUCGGCUCGGCCGCCGAUGGCGGCGUGUGCGACCUCUCCCCGCUGCCCAAGUCCCCCAACGGCACCCCGCCGCCGCCGGCCUCCUGCCCCUGUGACGUCGCCAACGGCAACGCCAACGUGCCGGACGCCACACAGCGACGGGCCCUGGACUCAAGCUGUGAGAUGUUGUUUUUAAAGGAGAGGAUUCAGAAGUCUCAGGAGGAGCGGGAGAAACGAGAGGAGCGCCUCCUGCAUGCACACACAAUCCAACAAACGGAGCUGGAGGAGGACGAGGAGGCGGCGGUGUACCUGGCGGAGCCCUCGCGCUUCAUCAGCGACCCCGACUUCUGCUACCAGGAGUUCACCCGGCGCCACGAGGACCACUUCCAGGUGUUCAGGGUCCAGGACUACUCGUGGGAGGACCACGGCUUCUCAUUGGUCAACCGGUUGUACUCGGACAUCGGCCACCUGCUGGACGACCGGUUCCGCAGCGUUGCGGCCCUGCCCUCCUCUCACAGCCCCGACCUGAAGCGAGCCAUCUGGAACCACAUCCACUGCGUCCUGGGCAUACGGUAUGACGACUAUGACUACGGGGAGGUGAACCAGCUGCUGGAGAGCGACAUGCAGCUGUACAUCAAGGCGGUGGCCUGUUUCCCCGACGACACCAAGGACCCCGUGUGCCCCCUGCCCUGGGCGCCCCUCAAACCCUCUGAACGAAUACAUGUGAACCUGCUCAUCAUGGAGGCCCGGCUCCAGGCGGAGCUCCUCUACGCGCUGAGAGCCAUCACUCAGUACAUGAUCGCCUAAGAGCAGUCCGGCAGGCGGGGAGUCGAACCGGCCACACUGCGCAGAGAGACGUGGAGACCAGAGCCUUGGAGGAACGGAGGAAGGAGACGGCGGUCAUGGAGGUCUCGAAGAGAACGUCAGGGGGGUUGAGGAGCAGAGGGGAAGGAUACUGAAGUAUGUGAAGUCACUGUCCCCUGCGGACUGGGCGGUCCUUUGGGGCCCUGCAGUUUAAAUGCUGUUUUUAAAAAAUAGCAGGAAAGCUCCACCACAUCCACUUUUUUGCCAAAGCAAAGCGGAACAUUGUUCUUAAGCCGCCCGCCCCUCUCUCUCACUCCUCCCAAAACGAUGGGUACGGGAUGUCCCGUAGAGGGCAGUCGGCUGUGGACCGCGUCAAACUCCCUCGUUUUCAAAUGUCGCCGUUCUCAGAAAAAAAAAAAAAAAAAAAA
Molecule: messenger RNA, 1947 nt
Organism: Gadus morhua (Atlantic cod)
Lineage: Eukaryota; Metazoa; Chordata; Actinopteri; Gadiformes; Gadidae
Gene: sesn4
Product: sestrin 4
Exons: 10
Coding region: 134-1522 (462 amino acids)
Biological process (GO): cellular response to L-leucine; cellular response to leucine starvation; negative regulation of TORC1 signaling
Cellular component (GO): nucleus
Molecular function (GO): oxidoreductase activity, acting on peroxide as acceptor; L-leucine binding
Source: RefSeq, a predicted model, not a curated record